AUUGCCUUUUUUUUUGCCUCUUUUUUUUGGCAAUUUUUUUUUUCCCCUUGCCAGACGAAGAAGGCUUACUCUCUGUAACGCGCGUGUUUAAUUUUUCCCUUCCUGCCGCAUGUUAAUACGGCCAUAUGUAGUGCCUGCCCAUCAUCCCAUUUGAUAUGACGAAGCAGUAUACGUAAGCGCAAAGAGUACCUUUUAUAACCCCCGCGCUUACCUCUACGUAAGUACUAUACCGUCAUAAGUUUGUGGCGAAGCGCAGCAAGCACCACCACCGGAAGGAAGGAAGGAAGCAUCCCAGGAGAGCUAAACAGAAAAGGGAAAAGAACGAAAAAUGGAUACAGACGUAGUGGUAAACGAGAAAUUUGACUUUAUAAUGCUAAACAUUGCCAAAGAAUGCGGAGACAUUAACAGCUUGAUGAACCAUUUUUUCUCCUUCCUGUUGCGUAAAACAGACUUCAUUACCAACUCGAAGAACGUAGAACAAUGUGAGGAGAUCGUCUUGAAGACGCUGAGGAAGUACUACAGACGGAAGGAGGAAUACCUCAUGAAGUUAAAAAAGGAGUACGAAAAAAUGGAUGAAGAAAAAAAAAAAAUCUACCAGAGGGAAAACACUAACGGUAGUAGUGGUAGGAAGGACGAAAUGAGCGAGAAAAAAAAAAACGCAAAUUUGAAAAUGAACCACAAUGUGAAGAACGGCACGGCAACAUCUUUGGAUAACACACAGGAGGAGAAGCGCGUGGUAGAAAUUGAUGAGGAUGGCAAAAUGGGAGAUGAAGAGCUAGCCAUUCACCAACACCUUCCGAACGGGAAGGGGGACUCCAACAAAAAAAACCCCAUAAGUUCGCCUCCCGCCAAGGGGAAAGCAAAGAACGAACGGAAGGCAAACCUAUCAGAGGAGUCAGACGAAGACACCAAUGAUGAACCUCCCAAGGGAAACGGCGGGCAAACAGAAAAAUACACAUGGACGCAAACGAUAAAUAGCCUCGAUAUGUACAUAAAUCUGGAGCAGAAGGUAAAAACAAAGGAUAUAAAGUUACAAAUAACUUACAAAAAAUUAUAUGUGAAUGUUAAAAACGAAGUUAUUAUUGAUGGAGAAUUUUAUAAGCAUAUAAAACCAGAGGACUCCAUUUGGACUUUGGAAGAUAACAGGGUUAUUCAUGUGUGCAUUGAAAAGCUAAACGGAAUGGAGUGGUGGUCUACGGUUAUAAAGGGCGACUCCGAAAUUGACGUUAAGAAAAUCGUUCCGGAGAAUUCCAGGAUGGAGGACCUCGAUGCGGAGACUCGGUCGGUCGUCGAGAAGAUGCUCUACGACCAGAGGCAGAAGGCUAUGAAUCUGCCCACCUCAGACGAGCAGAAGAAGUUUGAAAUUUUUGAGAAGUUCAAAAAAAUGCACCCGGAAAUGGACUUUUCCAAGGCCAACAUCAACUACGGCAGCUCCAACCCGAACAGCAUGUUCUUCGGCCGCUAG
Plasmodium vivax (malaria parasite P. vivax) is the source of this 1465-nucleotide messenger RNA. Its product is annotated as nuclear movement protein, putative. Gene Ontology annotation, biological process: protein folding. The transcript has a single exon. The record is from RefSeq and is a predicted model, not a curated record. Lineage: Eukaryota; Apicomplexa; Aconoidasida; Haemosporida; Plasmodiidae. Gene Ontology annotation, cellular component: cytoplasm. The coding region runs from base 329 to 1465 and encodes 378 amino acids.